CGUAUGUUCUUAAUUCUCUGCUGGAGUGCUCGUGUAAUUCCGAGCGCGAGCGAGAGAGAAAGAGAGAGAGAGAGAUCUCACAUAUAAAAACAAUCGAUUAAAACCCUUGCCUUCUCCCUCUACUGCAUUGUCGGUUGCCGUCCGUGGAUUGCUCAAGUUUGCCCUAGAAUUUGUUUCGAGAUCGAGCCUGGACCCUUUACCUGUUCGUUGUUGUCUCAGGCUUUCGUAUAUGUUUUAGCGGAUGGUUUGAAUUUCUCGAGGUGUUGGUCGAGUUGAACAAAUCAUGGGUAGUAGUGAAACUAAUAAACCGAAGGAGCCGAAGACGCCUAGCGCGCAGGAACAAUCUUCAUCUACACCCACUGGGACAAUGAAUCCAGACUGGUCCGGGUUUCAGGCAUAUUCUCCUAUGCCUCCCCCUGGGUUCUUGGCAUCGAGCCCCCAAGCUCAUCCCUACAUGUGGGGAGUUCAGCACAUUAUGCCACCCUAUGGUACGACACCACACCCAUAUGUUGCUCUGUAUCCCCAUGGUGGCAUAUAUGCUCAUCCAUCUAUUCCUCCGGGAUCUUAUCCUUUUAGUCCUUUCCCUGUGCCUUCCCCUAAUGGUGUAGCUGAGGCUUCUGGUAAUACUCUUAGUAGCAUGGAAACAGAUGGCAAACUAUCGGAGGGGAGGGAGAAGCUACCCAUUAAGAGGUCUAAGAAAAGUUUGAGCAGUUCAAAUACGGUUUCUGGAAAAAACAAUGGGCCCGGUAAAACCUCAGGUGCAUUAGCUAAUGGAGUCUGCUCCAGAAGUGCUGAAAGUGCAAGUGAACAUUCAAGUGAAGGAAGUGAUGCAGAUUCUCAAAAUGACUCACAAAUGAAGUCGGGAUCCGGGCAAGAUUCUUUGGAAGCUGAAGCAUCUCAAAAUAGUGGAGCUAUUUAUGGUUCUCAGAAUGGAGGACCAAAUACACCUCCAACGAUGGUGAACCACACAAUGGCCAUCAUGCCACCAUGUGUCCCUGGUCCUACCACUAACUUAAACAUUGGUAUGGACUAUUGGGGUGCUGGUCCAGUUGCUGGGGGAAUGAUCACUGCUGGAUCAAGGGAGAGCAUUCAAUCACAGCCGUGGCCACAGGACGAAAGAGAGCUUAAAAGACAGAGAAGAAAGCAGUCCAAUAGGGAAUCUGCACGUCGAUCCAGGUUGAGAAAGCAGACAGAAUGUGAUGAGCUGGCCCUGCGUACUGAAGCUUUGAAUGAAGAAAACGCCACUCUUAGAACGGAAUUGAGCUGCAUCCGGAGUGAGUAUGAACAGCUUCUCUCGGAGAAUGCAUCUCUCAAGGAGAGACUUGGGGAGGCUCCUGCGCAAGAAGAUCCUAGGGCUGGUGGGAAUUAGCAUCCAGUUGGCUUAUGGAUACGCAAGCAGAGCUCUUGCAGAGUGGUAAUGAAAUUCCAGCUUUCUAGCUGAGUGAUUUCUUGGGGAUUACACUAACCGAUUAGUGAAUGAUGCCCUUGUUCUAUAUAUAUAGUAAAAAGAUCCAAAAUCCUUGAAACCUGACCUUUUUAGUCUCAGGAUCUGCUUUUCUUAUACCAAUCUUUUAAGGUAUUUUAUGGCAUUUAGAGUGUUAAUCCGAUAUCAAACACAUAUGUCCUAUUAAGAUGUGUAGUUUCAGUCCUUUAUCUUCCUGAUUUGUGUCGAAAAUGGCUGAUGAUUAAGUUGUACUUUCCAAGACUUUUCAUUUGGAUGGACAUUUUUAUUU
Molecule: messenger RNA, 1733 nt
Organism: Rhododendron vialii
Lineage: Eukaryota; Viridiplantae; Streptophyta; Magnoliopsida; Ericales; Ericaceae
Product: bZIP transcription factor 16-like
Exons: 13
Coding region: 284-1369 (361 amino acids)
Biological process (GO): regulation of DNA-templated transcription
Cellular component (GO): nucleus
Molecular function (GO): DNA-binding transcription factor activity; sequence-specific DNA binding
Source: RefSeq, a predicted model, not a curated record